Molecule: messenger RNA, 2818 nt
Organism: Scaptodrosophila lebanonensis
Lineage: Eukaryota; Metazoa; Arthropoda; Insecta; Diptera; Drosophilidae
Gene: Sec3
Product: exocyst complex component 1
Exons: 6
Coding region: 1-2691 (896 amino acids)
Biological process (GO): exocytosis; Golgi to plasma membrane transport
Cellular component (GO): exocyst; plasma membrane
Molecular function (GO): phosphatidylinositol-4,5-bisphosphate binding
Source: RefSeq, a predicted model, not a curated record
AUGCUCACGAUUGGCGCCUUGGCCAACGUUAAGCAUAUUCUGCAAAAGGAGCUCUUCAGUGUCAGCGAUGAGCGAUUACUCUCUGUGGUGACGGUGACUAAAACGUUUAAAAAGAAAGACAAGCGGGCGUGUUACCUUUGCGUGGUGACGACGACGCCUAUAACAGUGCCGGUGGUCAGCUUGUGUCUGGUAAAGCAGUCCGAGCAGCGGGAGAAUGAGUACAAAAGAAAACGCAGCUGGGCGCUAGACGAGAUUAAGUGGGUCGAUGGGCGAAAUGAUCAGCUGGAAACGCACGAAUUCGACAUUCAGUUGGAAAAGUUGUACAAAUGGUACGCUUUGCAUCCGCAUGAGCGACAAAACUUUUUGGCUGUGCUGAAUAGGCAAAUCCAGAAAAAUGUGCGGGGACAGCGCGCCGAGUUUCGCAAUAUUCCCAGCGCCUGGUUGUCGGAGAAAUCUCCUGAGAAGAUUGCAGCAGGCCGUACGGGAGAUGCUGCAUUGAAGGCACAGCAAACCGAUGGUGAGGAAUCCGAAGAGGAGGCCCAAGAAUUUACGGCACUUACGGACCGGGAAGCCACAGAGCUUGGCAAACUUUUUUCGGAGUGUGAUUUUGCCAUCAAAGAUGCGGAGCAGUUCAUCGAACAGCUGUCCAAAGAGCUGCACGAUUUGGAUGGCGCCAAUAUACAAAGUGUGCUGGCGUCGGAGCAAAAAGUACUGAAAAUGAUGGAGCAUAUUGAUAAUGCCAUCAACGAAGCGGAUAAGUUUGAAACACGUCUGGACUCCUAUGAGGAUAUUCUGGGGCAUGUGAAGGAAACCAUGGAGAAGAUAGGUGGCAAAAACGCGAUGAUCGAGAUUGCCAAUAAUAACAACAUCAAACUAAUGAAGGAGCUAGAGAAAGUUAUUACCCAACUCGACUUGCCGCACAAACAGCAGCAAGCUCUGGAGGAUCCGGAUUUUAAAACCGAGGCUGGUAUUAAGGCAGCUAUUGCAGCGGCUCAGUGUUUGCAGCAAGCCAUGAACAGUGAUAUCGAUUCGGCUCUGCUACGACUUGAGGCAGUGCAGGAUCAGCGCAAACGCUUUGAAAAAUGGAAACAAAAGUUUUCAAUAUUCAUUAGUCGUUACAUGAACAAUAUGUUCAUACAUAUAGGCAACGAAAUUGGCGAUCUGCCGCUAACUAGCAACGAAUUAGUGCUACCCAAUCACUCAAAUGUGCAUCAGUCGCUGGCGCCAUACACCGAAUUAAUGCACUGGACCAAGGCUAUGGAUAACAAGACAUAUGCGGGUCUGAUGCGGGUCUAUACUGCUUCAUUGUGCAAAAUUUACGAUCGUGAUUUGAGAAACUUUUUCAAUUUGGCGAAAAUGCAGGUGUCUGAUAAGCUGCGCAGCUCACGGGAAGAUCUGGACGCGUCGACCACGUCGCGCAAGGCUGCCGUUUCAACAGUGCCCUAUGGUACGUUGGGCGUCAACCGUGACCAAUGGGGCCCUGGCGUGGACAGCGCCGAUCGUGUACGCUUCGAUGCUCUGCUGGAAAAGGUGCUCGCCGAACUGGAACCCAUUGCCUUGCAGGAGCAGCUGUUCUGCAUAAAUUUCUUUCAAAUGGAUGUGAUCAGCCCCACAACGAAAAAUACGCAAACAACACUGGAGGUGAUGGAAAAAAGCGUCGACAUGUCUCAGUCCUUUACAGCUGCAUCGCCCUCGACCGAUGGCCCAUUUCCACAAAAGCGCAUCGAUCGGCAAAUCAACGAGGAUGUGCGUAAUUUAAUGAUGGGACUCUUCGAUUGUCUCGAGCCCGAAUUGGUUAUCUUUAUCAAAAGCUUUGAGCGUGUCGAUAGCUUCUACUCUCUAUACGUGCUGGUGCGUCUGACGCAACACGUUAUGUCCGCUCAGGACACACAUUCCUUCCUUAGCAUGACUUUCGCCUCGACUCUGGUGCAGGUGAAGCGUAACUUUGAUAGUUUCAUGAAGCAACAAAUGCAGUCCAUCAAAGAGUCGAAACUGCCGAAGCGCUCUAAGGCAGGAAUUUUGCCUUAUGUCGAGAACUUUGAGAAUUUCGCUCAAACGGCCGAGGGAAUUUUUCGCAAAUCUGAUCGACGAACCGACAUGGAGCGAUGGUAUCUGCAAUUGGUCAAUGCUAUAUUCGAGACAAUAAGCGAACAGUCGCAUGAACAUCCCAAGACGCCACAUCAGGUGGUCCGUAUGGAGAAUUAUCAUCAUAUGUAUUCGUUGUUGGCACAACUCAAGGUGCGUGGCUUGGACGGUUUGAAAAAGGAGGCCAAAGUGCGUUACAACGAUGCGCUCAAAGCUUAUGUGACGCACUACUUUGGCAGGCCGCUGGAAAAACUGAAUCUAUUUUUCGAAGGCGUGCAACAGAAGGUGGCGCAGGGUGUCAAAGAAACCGAAAUAAGCUACCAAAUGGCUUAUUCUAAGCAGGAGCUACGCAAAGUGAUCAGUCAGUAUCCAGCACGUGAGGUGAAAAAGGGUCUGGAGAACCUUUAUAAGAAGGUAGAGAAACAUUUGUGUGAGGAGGAGAAUUUGCUUCAGGUGGUUUGGCAUGCGAUGCAGGAGGAGUUUAUAGCACAGUAUAACUAUUUGGAGGAGCGUAUACAGAAAUGCUAUGCGGGCGCCAUGAUCAAUUUGGAAUUCAACAUACAGGAUAUACUCACGUUCUUCUCAGACAUUGCACGCUCCCAUUAGGACCCAUUGGUGGUUGUGGCUGCUGCUGUUGUUGUGUGUUCAGCAAAUGUGUAUGUUUUAUUUUACUCGCGUUUUAAUUUUAAGUGCAAUAGUAUUUACAAAACAAAUAUUUUUUCGAUAAAAAAUA